Eublepharis macularius is the source of this 7015-nucleotide messenger RNA. RefSeq names its product family with sequence similarity 114 member A1 (gene FAM114A1). The coding region runs from base 358 to 2028 and encodes 556 amino acids. The record is from RefSeq and is a predicted model, not a curated record. Lineage: Eukaryota; Metazoa; Chordata; Lepidosauria; Squamata; Eublepharidae. The transcript has 15 exons.
AGAAAUACGUUGCUUGCUGAUCUCUAAAUAGUAAGGAGUCCAGUAGCACCUUUCAGACUAACCAACUUACUGUAGCAUAAGCUUUCGAGAGCCACAGCUCUCUUCGUCCGAUGCAGGGGAGUUAGCCAGCCGGGUUAGUCUGGAUGGGUUAUGUCUGCCUCCCGAGGAAGGGAGGCAGAGAACAAUUCUCUGAAGAACAGCGCGGUGUUGCGAGAAGGUUUGCGCAGGCACCAAAGUGCUCGAGAAAGGUCUGGGAUCCUUGCCACGUGCUGCUGGAUUCCAGUUUAGUUUUGCUGCUGCAAACGACUCUUCUGUAGACCGUCUCUUUGGAGAAGUGCAUUUUAAGAGGAUUUUAAAAUGUCUGGUGGCGCUCAUGAGGCAUUAAUUCAAGAGGAAAACAAAGAAAUAUUGGAACAAAAAAGUAACGUUUCAGUCUCUGUCACAGAAACAUACAAGGAAACACACAAUGAAACAGCAAAACUUGUACGAUCACAACAUGAAAAGCAAGUUUCUGAAUGCUCCAGCGAUGGACAGGAAGGGGCCCUGGCCGCUUCAGGCCAUCUGCUGAAUGAGGAAACGUCUUGUGGAAACAUAACUGAAAUUGUUCCUGGUGAAUGCAGUGAGGCUGUGAGCCUUGAACCAGAACCUGAAGCACUGAAUGAACAGAGUGGCCCUGAUGUGGAUUCACCGCCUAAAGGGAGUAGAUGGACAACCUGGGGGUCGUGGGGCAGGUCGCUGCUUUCAACAGCAUCAGCCACAGUUGGGCAAGGAUUCACAGCGGUUAAGGAAAAAGCAGCUACGCUUGGGCUUAAUGGACCUUCUCCUGGUCUCUCCGAUGACCCUCCUUUUGACACAGAUGAAAGCUCCGUCACAGACUCUGAGGAGAUCAUACAUGAAACCUCUUUGGACAACAUGCUGUCGUCUUCAUCUCCUUCAGGAUCAAAUGGAAUGUUUUCUACCCUCUCAAGUGCAGUACAAAAUACUGGCAAGAGUGUCUUAACUGGUGGACUUGGUGCUUUGGAAUUCAUUGGCAAGAAAACCAUGAAUGUCCUGGCAGAAAGCGAUCCUGGAUUUAAGAAGACCAAAACUCUGAUGGAAAGAACGGUUUCCUUGUCUCAGCUCUUGCGAGAAGCUAAAGAGAAAGAGAAACAGAGACUAGCCCAGCAAGUCUCAUUGGGAAGGACAGCACACUACGGGCUGCUUUUUGAUGAGUUUCAAGGUCUGUCUCAUCUGGAAGCUCUGGAAAUUCUGUCUAAUGAAAGUGAAGCCAAGAUACAGUCAUAUUUAGCCUCUCUUGAACUCGAGGAGUUGGAAACAAUCAAAAAUGGUUUGAUUGCUAUUAAGGCCAUCUUCCUUUCACAAGAAUCAAAUAAUGAAGGUGAUGAAACAAAAACAGUAGCAGCAGACAUGGGAGAUGAGUUUGUAACCAAAGUUACAGAAAUGCUGUUUGAACUACAUAUGGCAGCCACCCCUGACAAGCUUAACAAGGCUCGAAAGAAAGCUUAUGAUUGCUUGGAAGAAGCCAGCCCCCCCGCCUCUGGAGAAAUGGAGGAGAAUCCAGGGGAGAAAACUGAAGGAGAAGGAGAAAAAGGAAAUGAAGAAAAGCCUCAAAGAGAAGAAUCUAGAAAUAGAGAAGGGAAGAAAACCAAAACUAUAGAGGAAAUUUACAUGUUGUCUAUUGAAAGUCUUGCAGAGGUGACAGCCCGUUGCAUUGAGCAGCUCCACAAGCUGGCAGAAUUAAUUCUUCAUGACCAAGAAAUGGAAAAGCCAGCCUUGGAUCAGGCAAAAGUUCUAACCACUUUGACAAGUGCCAUGUGCAAUGAAGUGUCAUCACUAUCGACAAAAUUUUCUGAUUCUUUAACUGCAGUUGGGAGCAACAAAAAAGCAGAAGUCCUUAAUCCAAUGGUCAAUAGCGUACUAUUAGAGGGGUGCAACAGCACGGCUUACAUCCAGGAUGCUUUCCAGUUGUUGCUUCCAGUUCUCCAGAUCUCCCAUAUCCAGGCUCAUUGUUUGAAAUUGCAACAGUGACUGUCGCCCGUUUGGAAGAACCAUCAGCCCGAUCUCUUGGCUGCAUUUACAUUCCAAAAAGGAAGCUGAUAGGCCACCCAGGAGCCAUUUAAGAACACUAAAUGCAAUUUUGCACAUGCAAGACCAAGUAACACUUCAGUAUUUAAUUAGUACUCUUUAAAUGCAUUAUUAUUACAUCUUUUUUUCCAAUUCCUUGCAUUAAUUUAAGGUGAAAUCAUGUUUAUUACAAUUGUGUAUUUGCUUUAGUCAUUGCUGUAGUAAACAACUUACAUUCUAAUUUGAAAACUAGCCCUGGCCCGUUGCCUGCGACAUCAGAAAGGUGUUGCCUGCUACAGAAUAAGUAUCUCACGUGAGUCCACAGCUGGGUACUCCGCACAUGAAGCAUUUUCUUGCUGCUGCUGAAUCUGAGGAUAGAAGAGCCAGUAGAGUAAGAAAACUUUAAAAUCAGAGGGGGGCAAUUUGGUGUAGUGGUUAAGAGUGGCGGGACUCUAAUCUGGAGAACCGGGUUUGAUUCCCCAGUCCUUUACUUGAAGUCAGCUGGGUGACCUUGGGUCAGUCACAGCUUCUUGGAGCUCUCUCAGCCCCACUCACCUUACAGGGUGGUGGUUGUGAGGAUAACAACAACAUACUUUAUAAACUGCUCUGAGUGGGCAUUAAGUUGUCCUGAAGGGUGGUAUGUAAAUCAAAUGUUAUUGUUACUAUUAUCUAUCUUCUGCAUGCAGGUGAGGAGAGGGGAGGAGGAAUAUGGCAGGGAAUUGGGUUUUAUUUUUAUUACAGAUAAGUUCCUUAUUUUUAGACCAAAACACACUCAUUUUAGCUUGAACACAUGAAGCUCCCUUAUAGAUCAUGGAAUAAAUCACUGGCCUGUCAAGCUAAGUGCUGCCUUCUCUCGGGUACGCUCUUUCCCAUCACCUGCUACCGGAUCCUUUUAGAGCUGCCAGGGAUUGUGGCCCUUCUACAUGCAAAGCGGAGGCUCUGCCACUACUGCACUUUGGCCCUAUACAAAAUGUAAGCGCAAAUAUAGCCAAAAAUGUCUUUGUCAUCACAAUAUCAUGAACUACUAACAGUGUUCCCUUGACAGAUGAUCCACAAGAAAAGCCACAGGUCAUUUAUGUUGUUCAGAGACUGGCAUGAAUCAGUGGUAUCAUUUGGUCAUCUCCCCCCUGAUCUCUGGGGGUCAAAGAGAGGGCACCGCAGUGGCCCCUGCACUUCCUGGUUUAGUCCCGACUUCCACUACCACCACCUAAUAGUGGUCACCAGUAUGUGAGGGGCCACCAAGUGACAGGCUCCCCUCAUCCCCACACACACUUCUGUUGCUGCUGUGCACUUCAGGGUUUUGCUGUGGGACGUAGUGUAAUGAGGCCUCCAUAUGCCCUUAAAAUUAAUAUUUUGCUAAACCGUUUAUUUAGAUCAGAAAGUUGUAGCUCCAGUUUCAAGAAGGGAUCGUUAAGAAAAUGAAAUGGCUUACUAGACAUUGUGUAAUAUUGAGCCUUUCAUUAAUCUCAUUUAAUAAGAACUAUCAUUUGUUAAAAUAUAAAAUAGAAUUCUUGUACGCUGACUUUAUGAGCUCCUGCAGUACAGAACAGAGUUAAUCCUCCGAAGGAACUACCAGAAAGAGCCUUAAUUGGGGUGAUCUUUUAACUAAAGGUUGUGCGGGAAUAUGUUGUACAUCUUGGGAUGUAAGAGAACCCUUUAAAACAGUGGAUUGCUUAUUUGACGCAGUUCCUACUACAGAUUUAGCCCAAAAGGCGUAAAUGAUGUAUGAAGUAGGUUAGUGCUUUGUUCUUUAGGGAAAUAAAUAAGAGAGCUGCUACUCAAUUAAAUGCAGAGCAAACCCUUACUAUUUGAUACCUAAAACACAGUUCUUAUUACACUGUAAACUAUACAGUCUGGGUAAUGGAUAUGAAUUAAAAUCAACCAGCUAAUGUGUAUCACUGUGUCAUAGUGUGAAAAAUAACAUUCUUGAAAUGUAAGGACGGUGCAAUGUUGAAGAAUUUAGCAGUGCAACACUAAGAACAUUUUCACAGGGGAAAGCUCCGUUGAAUAGACUUGAGUAGGAUUCGGAGUAGACCUGCUUAGGACUGGUCCCACAUUUACUUAUUUAAGUAAUGCUGGAUUGGCCAAGCUUCAGAAUGUCUUCUUCCAUUUCUAUAGUUUGAGCUUGUAAAAUAAUCGGGGUUGGAAAUUAAAAGCCAAAGCCCCCCGCCCCCCGCCCCCAUGUAGAUGUCAAAAUAGUGUUCACCCGUGUUAAGAAGUCUGCUGUGGGACCACAUGGGACCACAUGUUCUGCAUUCUCUCACAGAUAAACAUUCCCUUCGCUACAGCCCCUCCGCCACCAGCUUCACCAUCAAUGCAGACCGUUGCCAACCCAGCUUAAAAUCUUCGGACUUCCAUGAACUCGCUAUAAGAAUCUUAUCUCAAACAGAACUUCCAAAGAGAGUUCGGGGAUUUCCACAGGCUUGUUCUAACAAUAACCUGAGCCGCAUCCACUCACCGCUGGAUUCUGUGCUAUCAUUGCACUUAUCAGCAGGGGUUCCCAGCCUUUUUGAGCCUGUGGGGCCACCUUUGGAGUUCUGACAUGGGGUGGGUGCAACCACAAAAUGGCCGCCACAGGAGCCGUAUACACAGAGGAAGUGUGCAGGAGAGAAGAGUUGGUAUUUUUAAAGAUGUACCGGGAAAGAGGAGCAAGAGAGAGUAAAACCAACACUGCAGUGGCAACUGCUGGAGAAAGGAGCUCUGACUCUCGAAAGCUUACACUCUGAAUUUGCAAAACUGAAUUUGGAUACCCAAAUGCAAACUCCAGAUCCCUGAACCUUAGUUUAUUUAAUGGUUGUACUGGGUCAAAGACAUAAUUUGGCUGAUUGGUACAGUGAAUACAGCUUUAAGGUAACUAGCAAAAUUCCUAUUUGUGUGAAUAAUUGUUUUGGGAGAAAAUAAUUCUUUUUCUUACUAUCCCAACUUUGCCUUCUGUUUUUGGCCUUUGUUCAUGGUUUAUUUCUUGAGGAGUGAACUUCUAAAGUAAUAUCUGAACAGCUGUUCAUUUUUGCAUGCAGAUUUUGUCCUAAACUUUUUAAAUUUGGAAAUCUUGCUUUAUGGAAGCAAUUUUGAAUUUGUUUUAUGGAAAAACCAGGUGUUUGCUUAUUCACUAAUGUUUUAUUUUGAACCUUAACUAUUCCUAUUUACAUACUCCAGAACAGAUCUUGUGCAACUCCUGUUCACUUUCGUAGAGAUUCUGCUGAAGAGGGUUCCAGCAGGUUUUAGCCUUGGUUCGCUUUGCUUUUUUAACACAUUAAUUGGCUCAACCUACACAUCAAGAAGAAAUAUUAACGAAUACUGAGAGAGAGCCAGUUUGGUGUAGUGGUUAAGAGUGGCGGGACUCUAAUCUGGAGGGCCAGGUUUGAUUCCCCACUCCUCCACUUGAAGCCAUCUGGGUGGCCUUGGGACAGCCACAGCUCUCCGGAGCUCUCUCAGCCCUACCCACCUCACAGGGUGGUUGUUGUGAGGAUAAUAAUAACAUACUUUGUAAAUUGCUCUGAGUGGAUGUUAAGUUGUCCUGAAGGGCAGUAUAUAAAUCGAAUAUUGUUGUUGUUGUUUAGAAGAAUUUGGGGCUGGCCUUAAUGCUAAAUAAUGCUACCUAGGUGUGUAGUGCAGGGAGUAUAAAAGGCAGUGAAAUAGACAAAUGGCAGGAAUGUUUGAGUAAUCCCCAACAGGUUGGAAUAAUUUGGGCUUUGAAGACUACUCUGAAGUGUUGUGGACUCUACCCUUUCUUAUAAACAAUCUCUGUUAGAGGGUGGUGGUACUAGAUGAGUGCUAUAAACCGUCUUUUUCUUGCAGUCCGAGGCCAGACAAAAGACAGGUGGGGAAUGAAGAUAUUCUUUAGUAAACCCAGAUACUAUCUCUAGAGAGGUUUUUACUACUGUAAAAAGGACUGACCAAGCUUCUGCCUCCUGGAAACAACAGGAGUUAUGGAAAGAAUUAACAGUUUGAUGGUGGAGGGAAUAAGUCCCCAAAAUCGCAGAGGAAGCUAUCAAAGACUACAGGAGGUCCCUGGGCCACAUGUUAGGUGUGAAUUAAGGAGAAGAGAAACCUAAUUCCAGGGAUCAGGACUCACUAAUAACCGUGGCAGGGAGAGUCACAGACCCAGUAGAGGACCCAGCUAAGGAAAUGGAAGGAAGGCAGCUCCCUCUAAAUAGAACUAGUCAGAAUAAGGGCCAAACUAUGCAAUACAAUUGUUAACCAGUCAGGUCCUGGGAAUGAUUGGAGGCCAUACUGUUUGUGAUUUUUUAAAUACCGGUGUUGUUGUCAUGUGACUUUUCCCGAAUCCAAAUAGCUUGAGGGGAGUUGCCCCAGUUUACAAAGCGGGGCAAAUAACUCCCUCCCAGGGCACGAGUGUAGGGGAAAGCAAGAGUUCUUGCUCUCAUUGCGCGAUGGUCCCCCUGAGCCAUUCCCUGCAGCAGCUGUGUGGCUACAGGGAAAACAUGUCAGGCACCGCUUCUUAAAAAUGGCCUCCUGUCACGGGGUCCUGAGCCCCAGGAGCCCCAGCGUCCCACAGUGGGAGGAAAGGUGCGCUGCUGAUACCUGCCUGGGGAUCCUUAGUCCCUCCUGUUCAUCCUAAGGAACACCAUCCGUGUCAGAAGUGUAUUAGAGGAGUCAUGCGGAGCUUCAGUAUCACUCAUUUUGAAAAAGAAUUAACAGAUUUGCUUUUCUUAUGUUAUUUACGUUAUUCAUAUAUAAAAGCUCUCCUUCAUGCCUUAUGUUCACCAUACUACAGCACGGACAAUUGUUAAGCAUUUUUAAAAGGAAAUUCUCGUUACUUAAGUAACAGAUCACCUGCCAAAAUGAGUAAACUGUUUUAUACUAACAUGUAAAACCAAACAUUUCCUUUUCUGCUUGUAAUAAAUUAUUGGAAGCUCUACUGUUUGUGACUUUUUAAAAAUUAGUGCUGUUUUCCAAAUGUGUUUCAAUAAAAACUUCAGUGCUGUCAAAA